Molecule: messenger RNA, 4149 nt
Organism: Monopterus albus (swamp eel)
Lineage: Eukaryota; Metazoa; Chordata; Actinopteri; Synbranchiformes; Synbranchidae
Gene: ttbk2a
Product: tau tubulin kinase 2a
Exons: 16
Coding region: 421-4149 (1242 amino acids)
Biological process (GO): protein phosphorylation
Molecular function (GO): ATP binding; protein kinase activity
Source: RefSeq, a predicted model, not a curated record
CCGAGCUGUUGCGAGGGGCGAUCGAAGCGGGGCCGCGCGCGCAGGAAGACUGAUGAUCGAUCGUCACGUCGUCACGGAUCCGCAGCGGCUGAUAGAGAUGCUGAGGUGACAGGUAGAAGGAGAAAAGGAACAACCACACUCAGACAUUUUGCCCCUCCGUUUGUUUGUUUCUCAUCACCGACAGUGCCCGCGUGCGCCUCUUUCUAUGAACGGUUCGCUAGCUAUGGGAUUCCGCUCCAUGUCGUCCCCGACGCCACCAAACGUAAAGGAUAUUUUAUAACCACACCCGGCGCUUCUUUAGAUCAAGGAUUGGCAGCAAAGACCCGAGGGUUCUCCAUCAAGGCAAAAAUGCCCGGCCCUGUCUGAGGUUGCUGGUCGACGGGGAAGCAGUGAGGAUAGUGUCCCUGGUCCACAGACGGGAUGAGCGGGGGAGUGGAGCAAGCUGACAUUUUAAGCGUGCUCUCCCUGGUCAAGGAACGAUGGAAAGUGGUGAAGAAAAUUGGGGGUGGUGGAUUUGGGGAGAUCUACGAGGCGUUGGACCUGCUGACGCGGGUCAGUGUGGCACUAAAGGUGGAGUCAGCCCAGCAGCCCAAACAAGUGCUCAAGAUGGAGGUCGCUGUGCUCAAGAAGCUCCAGGGUAAGGACCACGUGUGUCGCUUUGUGGGAUGUGGCCGCAAUGACCGCUUCAACUAUGUGGUGAUGGAGCUUCAGGGUCGUAAUCUGGCUGACCUCAGAAGGAGUAUGACCCGGGGAACCUUCAGCAUCAGCACUACCCUGCGUCUGGGUCGUCAGAUCCUGGAAGCCAUAGAGAGCAUCCACUCUGUUGGCUUCCUGCAUCGUGACAUCAAACCAUCCAAUUUCGCCAUGGGUCGCUUCCCCAGUACCUGUCGUACCUGCUAUAUGCUGGACUUUGGUUUAGCUCGCCAGUUCACCAACUCUUGCCAGGAGGUCCGACCUCCCCGUCCAGUGGCAGGGUUCAGGGGAACAGUCCGUUAUGCAUCUGUCAAUGCGCACAAGAAUAAGGAGAUGGGUCGUCACGAUGACCUGUGGUCUCUCUUCUACAUGCUGGUGGAGUUUCUGGUUGGUCAGUUGCCAUGGAGGAAGAUCAAGGACAAAGAACAUGUGGGGAAGCUGAAGGAGACGUACGACCAUCGUCUGAUGCUCAAACAUCUCCCAGCAGAGUUUGGUGUAUUUUUGGAACACAUCUCCAGUCUCGACUACUUCACCAAGCCUGACUACCAGCUGCUAAUGUCGGUGUUUGACAACAGCAUGAAAACCUACAAUGUAGUGGAGAAUGACCCUUAUGACUGGGAGCGGACUGGCACAGAUGGCACUUUGACGAUCAGUGCCAGCGCCACAACACCCCAGCAUCACACCCGCCUCACCCCAGCACACAUGGGUAUGGCGAAUGCCUCCCUCAUCCCUGGUGAUCUGUUGAGGGAAAACACAGACGAGGUUUUGCAGGAUGAGCAGCUUAGUGAUGCGGAGAACAACCCCGCUCCCGAGCGCCUUCCGGGCUCUCCCCUCCACUUGCACCGCAACCAGGAGGCUGACGUCUGGGAGGAGGUGGACCGCAACCGUAACUGCAUCAGGACAGCAGUUUGGAAGGCGGCAACGGAGGAGGAACACAGCAACAACCAGGGCAACCAAGGACAUCACAGCCCCUAUGCUGGGCCGAGUCUGGGUUCCCCAGUCAAACUGCACUCUGAGCUGAUGGCCUCAGACCGUGACGGACCCCUGCUGAGGAAACUCCGCAACAUCCACAGCUUUGAACUGGAGAGGAGGCUUGGCCUAGAGUCCAAGCCCAGUCCAGAGCGCUUCCUGGAGGUCUGCUCAGCAAAGCAGCAGCCUGGCACCCAGAACCAGGAGAAGGAGGCUAAUGGAGCUGCAAUCAUCUCAGUAACUCAGGGUCAAGCUGUACCUGCUGGGGAGCGUCCCAAUAGGGUUUGGCACUACGAUGAGGAGAUCCGGUCUGGUGGUGGUUCACCUAAGCCUGCAUCCCCUGUAUCGCUGGAGCAGGGAGAGGGGGCAGCCAGCAGCGGGGGCUUUGUGGCCCUCAAUUUGAGCUCUGGGAGACAGGACAUUGACUCAAGGGAGUGGGUAAUGGUGGAGCGGCUCAGUGGCUCACCAGGGGGGGCCAAGGUUACUACCAGUCCUUCAGAGGGGGAUGAGGAGCCAGAGGUGCUCCAGCCAGGUGAACAUUCUCCUGGAUGGGAAAAGGACAGCCCAAGCCCGAGCUCUGGCAAAGCUAAACAAGAAAGUAUGGCUUCCUCAAAGGGAAGCGCAAAAGUUGACAAGCUGGAGCUUAGUGUGGGCCCUGCAGGGACUCUGCCUCCUGUCACUCCAACCAGCCCAGCUGAAGCUCUGGCUGAGGGAGUCCUCACUCAGCUCCCCACCUCUCCUCCAUCCCUGCCUGAGGAAGUUGCAGUGCGGACAUCCAGCCCCAUCCCUCUGCGCUCUCCCAGCCCUCACACCCUCCUGACCACCUUGUCGGACCCACUGCAUCAGCGCCAGCCACUGGGCAUGAGACGCAGCCAGUCUGCCGACCACCAGCAGCAGGAACACCCCUCCUCUUCCUCUUCCUGCCAUGCAUCCCUUCCACUGCCACCACACCCUGCCCUCGGUACCCACUCGCCCAGUCGCAGGAAACUGCCGGCCAUCCCGGCAGGUGCUGCCAACACCAAGUUUCCCUCUGUUAUACGCAUCACCCGUGCCCAGCUUCAGCAGCUGACAGCUCAGCGUCCCUCUGGGCUGUCCUCCCAAUCAGGAUCUGACAGUGCUCCACAGUGCCUCCUACUGGAGAGGCAUGGUGAAACUGAUGCUGAGACUCAGCAGGUCCAGGAGCACACAGUGGACAUCAGCUCGCCCCAAGACCACGUGCCCACACAUCUAAUGACACCCACAGAACCUCUGGCCGAGACACUGAUCAAUGGAGAAAGCCACAACAAAACUCAAAACCCUGUGCCAAGCCGUGUGUCUUCCCCGCACUCUCCACGUUCCACACGCUCGCCUCUACCCCGCUCACCUACCUCCCCAUACUCUCCUCGCUCUCCUCGUUCCCCUCGCAGCCCUGUUUUUGCCAAUGGCCACUUCUCCCCUCAAGUUAACAGCCAAAGGGAUUUAAGUAAUGGAGGUUUGCCCAAGCUGAAAGACCCUGAGAAUGAUUCUGGCCCCAUUCCCUGUGCCACAGAGCCUCGGCUAAGAGCAGAGGAGAGCAAAGAAGUGAACCCAGUACCAGAUCAGACUAGCAGCCCAGUCUCUUUCACCCUGGCUGCCCCAUGUAAGGACCCCAGCCGCAGGCAAAGUCGUAUCCCCGUGCUGGAGCCCUCCAGUCUGCUGGAGCUCCCACCACCAGGCUCUGCCAAGGAAAAGCUCCUGCAGAAGAAAGCCAGCCACCAGGGCUCGGUCCCCUCUCCCACUGCGUCACCAUCCCUCUCUGAUAGGCGUGGCCCCAUGGUGGCUUCCCUCGCUAGGGACCCGCUGUCCUCCACCUCUGACCGCUCCCAGGAUGAGGACUCUCUUAUGGGCUCCCGUUCUGACCGCCAGGGAGACGAUGCUCCAUCCCUUUCGUCCUCCUCCAGCCCUCUGUCCCGAAAGAGCAGGAUCCCUCGUCCUGUUCACUCAGCCUCUUCAGCUGAGCAGCUGGCUGCCCAAUACCUACCGCGCCCACCUCCUGGGAAGCCACCUUGCCGUCCAACAGUGGAAGGCAGGCUUAGGCGUUACCGCAUCAGAACUGGUAGCACCAGCGACUCAGACCUCCUGACAUGCCUCGCUCAGCUGAUGCAUGGUUCCCGUGGCUCCUCCCCUCACCACCGCACCUCUGCCCAGUACGGGGGCAUCUGCAGCCUGACAAGCUCUCCUCACCACCACCGCAGUUUUAGCGCUUCCCCCCGCAGCUCCUCCUCCCUGCAGCGCUCUGUCAGCUCCUCGCCCUCCCGCCAUGAGCACCGCGGAGGUGUGGGAGGGGGCUUCCUUGGCCGCAGCAGCUCGACCCCCCCCAUCUUUACUGCCCCCCCGCCCCCCCGCCGCUUCUAUCCCCACUACCAGGAGACUUGCUGCAGCCGUCAGGCACGCACAGGCCCCUUCCACCUAUCCAGGGGAAAAGGCUGCAGCCGAGAGGGAAAAUGCUUCAGCAAGCUGAGCAGAUAG